Molecule: messenger RNA, 1486 nt
Organism: Anoplophora glabripennis (Asian longhorned beetle)
Lineage: Eukaryota; Metazoa; Arthropoda; Insecta; Coleoptera; Cerambycidae
Product: charged multivesicular body protein 7
Exons: 3
Coding region: 133-1419 (428 amino acids)
Biological process (GO): vesicle budding from membrane; late endosome to vacuole transport via multivesicular body sorting pathway
Cellular component (GO): ESCRT III complex; multivesicular body; cytoplasmic side of plasma membrane
Source: RefSeq, a predicted model, not a curated record
UUAACUUGCUUUGUUUUCGUAAUCUGUGGCAUUUGCGCUACUCAUUUUAUUAUCUGUCAGUUCUAAAUAUAAACAUAAUUUAUAAAUUAGAAUAUUGAGUGGUAUAGAAUAAGUAAUUUUCUAUGUGUUUAAAUGUUCAGUAUACCUGCUGAAAAACUUCCAGACGUUUUAAAAGAUGAAAAAAGAAUCAACGUUAUAUUUGCACCUCUUAGGAACAAAACUGUCAAUCCAAAGGACUGGGAAAAUAAAAUAUCAUCCUGGAAAACUAUUAUAAAAAUUUAUUGCGAUACGCACGAUGUUUAUUCAUUUACAUUGUCAUCUCUGAAUAAUGUAUUUAUUAGAAAUGGAAGGCCCCCAAGUUGUCUUCGUGAAGUCAUUACAGAAAUGGCUAAAGACGGAGAGAUACAAAUUAUGGAGGUUUUCUUAAAGAAGAGUUCUGAAAGCUGGAGUGGUUGGGCAACGGAUAUUUUAAUCAAAAGGCCAUUAUCUUGGUCUUACAAUAAACUAAAAAAUACCCUAUUUACAGAAAUUGAUCAUGAUUGUGCAUAUGUACAUUUAAAUGUAGUAAAUUCAAAGUGUGAUACUCUAUUAUCACGUAUACCAGAUAAUUUCAAAAAUAAAUUGAUAAGUCUUAAAGAUUUGCUAACCAUCUUGGAUAAAAAAUCUACUGAUGUUGAUAGUAUUAAAUUACUCCUACAUAAUUUGACAAAUCAACAUAAAUUGGAUACUGUAAUAUUAAAUGAUAAGAAUAAGAAAGAUGUACUUGAAACGGUGCUUAUAAAAUUUGCUAAUGGUGAAAAAGUUCAUCCAGUAUCAGAAAUUGAUAUUGGUAUAUAUACUCUCGAGAAAAAUGAAAAGGUAAUUUCUAAAAACAUUGAAAAUUUGGAAGAUGAAAUACAGAAGUGUAUUAAUGAAGCGAAAAUACAUCUAUCAAAAAAUCACAGGCAAAUGGCUAAAACCGCUCUUAGAAAAAAACAUGAAUUAGAAAAGAGAGUAGAAAAAAAAGCUAAUGCUUUACAUAAUAUUCAAACUUUAUUGGAACAAAUACAUGAAACACACACUGACGCUCAUGUUUGGGAAGCUUAUAAAAACGCCCUCUCUGCAUUUAACACGACUUUUAAAGAUACUGGAAUGACGGAAGAUGUAAUAGAAGAUACAAUGAUUCGCUUAGGAGAUGUGUUAGAAAUGCAUAAUGAUAUACAAACAGCUCUGGCCAGGCCAGCAGUAGAAACAGAUGACACCGACUUGGAGGAAGAAUUGGCUGAACUGAUAAAAGACGAUGCUAAUAACCCACCACCAGAUGAUAGUGGAAUUACUAGUGAUUUAGAAAAUCAGUUACAAAAAUUAACUCUAAAUUUGCCAGAUGUGCCCGAUAAGAGUCCUAAUGUGUCGAUUAAAGAAUUGUCAACAAAUAAUUAAUUGCUUUUAGAUACUACACAUAAAUAUUAUACUUACGCUUCCUUUUAUUUUUUUCUGUAAAUAUUAA